UCUAGCAACACCAUAAAAAGUCCCAUUGAUCAAUCUUGUCACAAGUGUAAAAAUUCAAAUAGAAUCACAACAAAAAACCAAAAUGUCUCAUCUGGACUUAGUCGCUGACCACUCCAAAGAAAAAUUAACAGUUGUUCCCAAAAUUGUGAUGGACAUGACCAAUCUGAAAAUGCUUUUUCUUGAAGGAAAUUUUCUAACCAGGUUACCAGAUGAUAUUUUCUGGAAAUUACCAAGACUGAUGUGGCUGGAUUUGAGAAACAACGUACUGGAAUAUGUACCAAGAAGUAUAGCACAUCAUGAGCACCUGGAAAACCUGCUGUUGACCAACAACAACUUGCAAGCCCUUCCAAACGAACUUGGUUUGGUGCCUAAACUGAAAGCUCUACAAGUAUCGGAGAACCCCUUGGUCUAUCCUGGUAGAAAAAUUAUCGUCGAAGGCACCAAAGCUAUAAAGAACUAUCUUAGAGAACAGUUCGAAAUACUUCAUCCGAAGGUUGUUCCCACCUCAGAAAAAGCCAAAUCUGAAGACGAAGAAGAAAGAGUACUCAGCAUAGUUGAAACAGCUAGCUGCGAUGCAAUCCUGGAGAAAUCUGACAGCUCAUCCAGUAAAGAAUCACUUCCAGAAGGGCCUGAAAUGAGACGUUCUGAUCCCUACUAUCUCCAGCCACCUUUUCAAGUCAAAAAACUGCAACAUCCAACGAACGUGCGGAAAAAGAAGCUGGAAGAACCGUUGAAGAUUGUCCACAAGGUCAGCAGGAAUGGCUCCAACAGAAUAUUGCUGAGGUCCUCCUUCAACAGGAUCAGAGAUCCGAUGAGGGCCGAGGGAAAACUUCGACAGAAAUCGCUCAAAGAGGGGUGGCUCAAUCAACUGAGGAUAUUAUUGAGUGACCAAGAAAGAAUUUUGCAACAAGAAAGAAAUCUCAGGGCACUGUCAGACUGGCGUCUGAAAAGACGCACCGAAACACCGAAAGUAUUUCCACAGGAUGUUCCGAAAUUAGCGAUCCCUUACGGGACGCAUCCAGAUUACGAGAAAAUGCCUACCAGAGAAGAACUGGCUGCCCAAUUGAACUCCUUUUUCAAGGAAAAAGGCAUAGUGAGAGCUACGAAUGGUCGGAGAGGCGGGUUGGAUAUAGAAAAGUUGGUGAACGAUUUGAUGCAACAAUUGAGAGAAAUGGAAGGCCAGUAUGACGAUAAAAAAUCGCCGAGAUCCAAGAUGGAUGCAGCAGGGAAACAAAUGAAAACGGUAAUGGACAUCCAGAAGAAGUUGCUCAGUAUCAAAACAGCAAACGAUACUUCCAUCUGAAGCUAGUCGGGACAAAUAAAUUAAACACUGAUAUAGUUCUUCUUGUUGUUUAUUCGUUAGACAAACGUAGAUGCCAAGAUUUCAUGAAAUAAAUCAUUAUAAAAUAAAAUAUACGAGUGUAUGAUACAUUAUCGUAAAAAUCGCAUGAAACAAGUUUUAUUGGCAUAAAAAUCUAUAAAAAUUCACGAAAAAAAAAUUAACAAACAAAAGGCGUUCGCCUUCUCUGGAUCAGUCACUUAUUCAUCUGCGUCCACAUCUUCAGAGUCUCUAAAUCGUUCAGAAAGUACGUCCCAUCACAAUUUUACCCUUGAUCGUUUCUUGAGUAUUUUCCACGAAUCCCAAUUUUCCAUAGAAAGCGUGCGUAUAACUGUCAGUUAUGUUCAUGACCACAUGAACUCCAAAAGAUCCUGUAAAAUUCAUAAAAACUCGCAUUAACGCACACUAGGAU
Phaedon cochleariae (mustard beetle) is the source of this 1751-nucleotide messenger RNA. The record is from the annotation of a GenBank genome assembly. Lineage: Eukaryota; Metazoa; Arthropoda; Insecta; Coleoptera; Chrysomelidae.